AUCAUGGUGAGCGUAGUAUGUAACGCCGAGAAACUCUGCAAACAAACCCAUUCUGUCAACAUUCCUACUUUAUAUGAUUUCAGAUAUGAUCUCGAACUUUGUUAUUUACCCAAAUACUGUGUGUUUAGGGGGGAUUCACCGACAAGUGCUCCUCAAAGUUUGUUUAAGCUAUCUUUGUCAUAGAUGCACGGUCUAUGGGCUACUACUAGCUAACGUUAGACUGUGGCUAGGGGAUAAUGUUUCAUGGGUUUAUGUUGAUACAACAUACUGUUUCAUGGGUUUAUGUAGAUGCUACAUAAUGUUUCAUUGGGUUCUGGGGCUACAACAUACUGUUUCACGGGUCUCAGUGGCUACUACAUAUUGUUUCAUGGGUUUCUGUGGCUACUACACUGUUUAUGGGUCCAAAUUCAUUUCAAACUUUAUUUAAAUAUACAUUUAUUCAGACACAUCGGCUUUCAGGUUAAUAUGGUAGAUUACCUCUCAUCUUGUAGCUCAUAAAUCAAUUCUACAAUCUAAAGGAGUUGGAUCUGAAUAGUUAGCAAGACAAACUAAAACCAAUACGAUAUCGGAUGUAUAAGUAUAGACUGCGUAGUGUCUAUGAUCAUACCAUUCACCUGUGGUGUAACAGUGUGAGCAAGAUUUGAUUAAUUGGUUCAAACUAAGCAGAAAAGUGACCAUAUAAAAAUCCCAAAGAACAGUAACAAUCGUUACUGUCGGACGAAUAGAAAAACACAGCAUUCACAGUGUCUGGCAUUUGGUAGCCUAAAUGGUUCUCUUGAAUGAUUUUAUUGAAUGCAACUAGGCUAUAUAAGUCCAGUGGUUGACCUCUGCGUUUUCUCAAAGAUCUCCCUUAUUGGAAAGUCUUAUCAAUACGGUUAGGCAAGAGUUUUUUUGUUGUUGCUUUUUUUAUCAUGCCGCAGCACAAUCCCUACUCCGAAUAGUCCCACUCGAACAUGAUCUAAUUGGGAUAUAGUUUAGUCUAGUUAAUUAAGUAUAUUGUAAUUAGGCAAUGCACAUGAUUACGCCUUCAAUUUAAGUGUCCUUAUGACAGCCACGCAACGCGUUCCGGCUCGCGUGCCUCGCAUUAGGCGGUAGCAAACUUCUAUUACGCAACUUCUAAAUCAAAGUCAUUAUUCUGCGCUGAUCGCUUGGCGCCCGAAAUGAUGUCUUCAGGGCAAAAGGCUCCAGCGAGUUACAGCCAGUUACUUCAAACAAGGGCUGUACCAUUCUACUCUGCCAGCUCAUUUAAGCAAGGUUUUUUUUUCCACUAAUAAGCAAAUGAGCUCUUAUGCAUUUUGUGUCCUCGAAAGGUAUCAUGUGAUUAUGGAACUGUUGUUUCAUAUCGCGGUCGACAAGCACCAACUGAACCAGUGGGAUCUUGUUAAAAUUGUUGACGACAUAUGCUUGUUGUUAUGGUGAGAUCAUACUGUAUAUGAUCUCAUUACAAGUCUCAAAAAAUAAGCACCAUGCGCUCUUGUUUAUCAUGGAGGCAGCCUCUGUGAUCUGCUGAAGCUUGCUCUCUUAUGGCGUGUUUAACAACAAGCCCUGACUAAAUGCAAAAGUCUCCUACCAGCUAAAUAGACUAUAUUGUAUCAAUAUCAAACCUUGAAUUGCAAGGGUUCCUCACCCAUAAAAGUCACUUAACAUAAGUCUUCAAUUAGUGACUGGCUUGAAGCAACAUUUUUGUUGAGUGCAGGUUAUUAAUUUAGCACACAGCGAUUUAUUUUAUGUGGGCCAUUAAUGAUUAGGGAGGGGCAUCGCUCUUCAUGCCUACAGGUAGAUUGUGGAGAUUUGGGUGUAGGGUUAAAAUGAUUUAUUGUAAUUAUUUACUUUUUAUCAGUAAACUUAUAUUAAUGAAGAAUAACUUAUCAUAAGGACACUCCUUGACCACAAAAUAUUUGAUUUCAUUCUUGGAGCAAGAUGAAGGGAAGAUGCAGGGAGCCAUUUACCAAGCAUGCAUUCAGAGAGACAUUGGAUGGACAUGAUUCUUAUGGGGAAACACAUUAACAACAAAGGGUAAAAGAGUGAGGGGAUGUGAGCAUUGUGGAGAGUUUAGGGUUGGCCAGGGCUGAUGUUGGCCGUGGCCGGAGUGACAAUGUUAACCUGCACUAUUCUAGGAAGAACGGCUACGUCUGCAAGGCUGCAAGCCAAAUAAAUUCACAAUACAAAGGAGGCAGAAGAUUGGCUUGGGCCGAGCACCAGGCGCCGUGACUGCAACGCGAAUGCAAACUACCUCAACACCUUUUAAAAUGGAGAGGUGGAAAGGAAGCUAUCUCUAGGUGUAAAGUCGAAUGUAUACAAAGGGCUUUACCAUAUAUUAGUAAUGAUAUGAACAAGGUUGAUAUCAUUUUUCAAUAAAUUAUAUAUAAAAAUUUCAAUGAAUAAUUCCCCGUCAAUUAUAGAUUACAGUGUUGAGCCUGAAACGUGAGCAUGCUGAGUCCUGAUGGGGUCAUGUCUGUGCAUCUCUCAGCAGAUUGUAGGGAAGUACUUUAGCGUGGUCGGCUAGAAUGACUACAAAGGGCGUGCCCGGGAUAGUUGUGUGGUAUUGACCUGAACAUAAUUACUCCCUAUCACCUCCAUGUGUGAGUGUUAGCCCCGCCCCAUUGGAAGGCUAUCCGUGGGCACCACAACAAGUGUGCACUGUGGAAGCUCUCAGGUUUGUCUAUUAGAGUGGAAGCUCUCAGGCGUGUAGUGGCGUGUAGUGUGGAAGCUGUCAGCCAGGUGUGGGUCGAAUCUCACAGGUUUGUCCACAACAGCUCUUAACACCCCCGUCACAAUGGCACCGCGGCGGCAGGAACUGAACCCUGUGUCGUCUCUCUCGUGGGACUCCGGAGCGAGGAUGAGAGCCGACGUCGUGCCGACGCCACCCCUGCUGCUGCUGCUGCUGCUGCUGCUGCUGCUGGCGGCGCCGGCUCACGCCUGGACCGGACGGACCUCUGACCCGGACGCCGCCUACGGCAGCGCCGCCGGUUUCCUCAUGGGCCUGAGCCGACCGGCCAACUCCAGCCGCAUCUUCUACGGCGUGAUGUUCGACGCGGGCAGUACGGGCACCCGCAUCCACGUCUACACCUUCAUCCAUCAGGACACAGCGUUGCCUGUGUUGGACAAUGAGAUGUUCCAUUCCAUAAAACCGGGCCUGUCCGCUUAUGCUGACUCUCCAGAAACAGCCGCCCACACGGUGAAGAUGCUGCUGAAGGUGGCCAAGAAGACGGUCCCUCGGCUGGAGUGGAAGCGGACCCCGGUGAUCCUGAGGGCCACGGCCGGCCUCCGGCUCCUGGCCCCGGAGAAAGCCCAGGCGCUGCUGGAGCAGGUGGAAGACGUGCUGGAAGACUCUCCCUUCCUGUUGCCCGAUGACGGCGUGGGCAUGAUGGACGGCACCAGUGAAGGAGUGCUGGCCUGGAUCACCAUCAACUUCCUGACAGGUCACCUGUACGCAAACACUCAGAACACCGUGGGAAUCCUGGAUCUUGGGGGAGGAUCCACUCAGAUCACCUUCCUGCCAAAUCUCCGGAAGACCAUUGAAAGCUCCCCCGGUGUGGACUAUGUCGCCCAAUUCGAGGUGUUCAACUCGUCACACCAGCUGUACAGUCACAGUUACCUGGGGAACGGACUGAUGGCGGGACGACUGGCGACGCUGGGGGCCCUGGGGGCUGAAGGGCUGGAGUGGAGGGUCUUCACCAGCGCCUGUCUGCCCAACCGGUUCAGCGACCAGUGGAGAUUCGGGGGGCUCACUUACCACCUCCGAGGGGCCCAAGACGGCAACGCGGGCUACCGGCCGUGCCAUAAGGAGGUGCUGAAGGUGGUGCAGGGGGUGGUCCACCAGCCCCCGGAGCUCGGCGACGGCACCGCCUUCUACGCCUUCUCCUACUACUUCGACCGCGCCGUGGACGCCGGCCUCAUCGACGGUGUUCGUGGGGGCACGCUGGAGGUCAGAGACUUCAAGAAGCGCUCUAAGGAGGUGUGCAACAAGAUGGCUGAGGGGGGACCGGGCGUGGCCAGGCCCUUCCUGUGCCUGGACCUGACCUACAUCACCUGCCUGCUGAAGGAGGGCUUCGGCUUCAAGGAGAGCACCGUGCUACAGCUGACCAAGAAGGUUAACCACGCUGAGGCCAGCUGGUCUCUGGGCGCCAUGUUGGACCACUUCUACAACCUGAAGAUACGCUGAGGUGUGUGUGUG
This is a messenger RNA of Gadus chalcogrammus (walleye pollock), 4177 nucleotides long. Its product is annotated as ectonucleoside triphosphate diphosphohydrolase 5-like. The record is from RefSeq and is a predicted model, not a curated record. Gene Ontology annotation, biological process: nucleoside diphosphate catabolic process. The transcript has 14 exons. Lineage: Eukaryota; Metazoa; Chordata; Actinopteri; Gadiformes; Gadidae. Bases 2777 to 4165 code for a protein of 462 amino acids. Gene Ontology annotation, molecular function: UDP phosphatase activity; GDP phosphatase activity. Gene Ontology annotation, cellular component: membrane.